CCAGUCGUGCACGAUCCGUCGAGCCGUAAACAUCAAAGCGUUAUCAUAUACGAAAAAAUUUUAUCGUCAUGUGCGCGUGCGCCUCGCUCUUACCAACUCGCUCAACACCCUGAAAAUUCCUUUCUUUCAUCUGCCACAAGCCUAAAACUAAAACUACUUAUUACAUGUAAAUAUUGUUCGAUGAUAUUGUAAUGAGCAUAAAUUCGAGUGUUUUUUCCUUAGUAAUCUCGUAAAUACUUCGUUCAAUCAAUUGAUUAAUUGGAGGGUCCGAAUUAUUUCGAGACAUAACAAUUUAUAUUUCCUUAUUCAGAUAGAAAUGCCUUUUUGGUUUUUAUGAUUAUUAUUAUGGGAUUAUUCUCUUUCUUUCAAUGCUUUCUUUGCAAUUGGAAUUGACACGUUCUUAAUGACGAGUGAAAAUAACUUGGAUUGUGAUUUAAAAGGUCUGUAUGAUGUCUGGAAAUGCAUCAGAGAAUAUGAUAACGAGUAAUAGAGUCUUACCUGGCAUCAAGCAGGAAGUGGAUAAUCCGACGACUCCAAGUCAGAGCUAUCACCAGGUCUGUUCACCCAGUACCACAAUUCAACCAAUUUCGGAGAAAAAUCAUGAAUUUCAGGUGACAAUUAAGAUGGAUAUGGGAGACUACAGUGGAGGAAGAGCGAGUCCUGGAAGUCCUGAAAUGCAACACUGCUCAUCUACUACACAACCAUUAGGAACUCCAGAGGGAGUUAUUAAGGAAGAGGACAUAGUCCCGAGAAGAGUGUGUCUAGUCUGUGGAGAUGUGGCCAGUGGUUUUCAUUAUGGAGUUGCCUCUUGUGAGGCUUGCAAAGCAUUUUUUAAAAGAACGAUACAAGCAAGUAAUUUCACAGGGAACAUUGAAUAUACGUGUCCUGCGAAUGGAGAGUGUGAGAUAAAUAAGAGGAGAAGAAAAGCCUGUCAGGCUUGUAGAUUCCAGAAAUGUCUGAGACAAGGAAUGUUGAAGGAAGGUGUUCGACUGGAUCGAGUGAGAGGGGGAAGACAGAAGUACAGAAGAGCCACAGACCCAUAUCUUCCUGUAAAAACAGUUACACUAGAAGCCAACGUAGGAUUGUCGGGAGCUGGAGAGAUUACAAAUAAUAAAAUGAUUGAAGCGCUAAUCGCCUGUGAACCUGACACUCUUCAAGUAUUCAACCUUGCUCAUACAUUAGACACGGAUCAACGGGUAUUGGGACAGUUAUCGGAUCUGUAUGAUCGUGAGCUCGUUGGAAUAAUUGGAUGGGCGAAACAAAUACCAGGAUUCAGUGGCCUCGCGCUGAACGAUCAAAUGCGACUGCUCCAGAGUACAUGGGCGGAAAUUUUAACGUUUAGUCUUGCUUGGAGGAGUAUUCCCAACACGGGGAGACUCAGAUUCGCCCAGGAUUUCACGUUGGAUGAGAGAGUUGCGAGAGAGUGUCAUUGUACUGAACUCUUCACUCACUGCAUCCAAAUAGUAGAAAGAGUCCAGAAACUCAACCUCUCCCGAGAAGAAUUCUACAUCCUAAAGGCUUUAAUACUCACAAAUAGUGACAUACGACUAGACGAGCCACAGUCCCUCUAUCGUUUUCGUGAUUCCAUUCUUAACUCUUUAUCUGACUGUGUGGCAGCAGUGAGACCAGGCCAGACGAUGCGUGCGACCCAGAACAUGUUCCUAGUGAUGCCAAGUCUUCGCCAGGCAGAUGGCAUUGUCCGUAGAUUCUGGUCUAGUGUUUACAGAACCGGUAAAGUGCCCAUGAAUAAGUUAUUCGUCGAGAUGUUGGAGGCUGCGAGCUAUCGAUGAGACAACCCCAGCUCGAUUGGCCUCGAUACAUAAGUGCUCGAGAUCAUCGAUUAUGUGUGAUUGAACUGAGAGUUGGGAUAUGGUGCUGAAAUAAUUAUUUUUCAAUAAAUGAAAAAUUCAAUAAUUACUGAGGGAGAUGAUCAGGGAGAGUCAGAUGUAAUGGGGAAAUGAAGAACUGAUGCUUUCACUCUUUCAUUCAUUAUUGUGAAGGGCAGUGACAUCUUUUCUAGGAAUUGAAGAUAUCUCGAUACAAAAGAAAACAUCCAUUUCUUUGACCAGCGAAUAUCGAUUUGAAAAAUCGAAAUUUUCCAUUGCAUUAUUUCGCACAUAUCCAAGUUCAAAGGAAACCUAUUCCGAAAGAUUUUCUGGCAUCAAAUUUUGAAAUGGAUUUAUUUAAUUGAGAGAGCAUUUUUUCUUCGUUUUUUAUUUUUUUUGUUUUGUUUUAUUUUUAUUUUUUAUGAAUAUCUUCAGGAGUGAAUUUAGAAUAAAAUGUUGAUACAUUUAUGUUUGAUACCGUACACAAAAAUUAUUUAGCCAUUUGCGCAUUUUUUUUCUAUCAAACAUUUAAUUCAAAUUCGAUGGAUCAUCAUUUUUCCCGAAGGAAAAUUUUACUAUUUGGGGAUUUUCUUGAAGUCCUGUCGUACCCCAUUUACAGGUACAGUGAUCCAUGGUUAUUAUGGAUUAAAUAAAAUUGCAUAAGUGAAUGAAGAGUUGAAGCACCAGGGCUUUAUGGGCAAUGUACAAAAAAAUAAGAAGGAAAAAUGAGAACAAGUGAUACCAGAGAUUAACUCAGAGCGAUAAAUUCAGGCAGAGGAUUAUUCUCCAAAUGGUUACCGCUAAGUAAUGUUUAGUUAUUAAUAAAACUAAGAAAAAUAAGAGAAGACCGAAUGCAAUACGCUUUUAGAGCUCUAUUUUGGAAUCAGUGCAGGAGUAGCAGGAAAUGCUUCGGCAAGUAUUUUGACCGCUGUUAGGUGUCUGGAAAAAUGUCAACAGACAUUUUUCAUGUGGAAUUAUAAGAUCUGCAGAAAAAGCUUUCUGACAUUUUUCUCUACACCUACCAAAUGCCGACAUAUUUGCAAAAUAAUCCGUAUACAUUUUUAGGACUUAUCUCCUCUCCAAUUAUUUUCGAGAUCUACUCCAAAAUUAAUUAAUUGGAUGUGAGAGCAUACUUAUACCACCGAUACAGGAUAUUUCUUGACAGAAUGAUCUAUUACACAUUACAAUGUUCCCUAAUUUCUUGAUACAUUUGAUGUUUUGCAUUAAGACGAUGGUCAUAAAAGUUGUAAUCUUCAUUCUAGAAUGUAAGUCUUCAAAUUCACAUUCAAAAUCUAUGAAUUUUGUGAAUCAAAAUCUAUCAAUGCCAUACUCUGAAAUUAUACCUGUCGAAUUGUACGCUAAAGAUUGAACAUUUAUAAAUUUGAAUUGUAUGUGUAAUGUGAACUUCAGAUUGUACAAUGUAUAAUUGAAUUGGUACAUUUCAGUUUUCUAGAAUUCAAUAUCUAUAUCAUAAGAUUAGAAUGUGAGGAUUGCAAUUUUUGUAGACGAGGUGUCAGUAAAAAAUAUCAAUGUUAAAAAAUUAAGGCAGUCCAGUGUAUGUAAUGGGUCAUUUCGUCAUAAAAGUGCUGCGUCGAUUUUAAAGUAUGUCGAUGUCAAAGACGUGAUAUUCCCAGCGGGAUUCUGGUGAUCGGGAUUGCUGGAUAUAGAACGGAAUGGAGAAACGAUGAAGAAAAAUUGAUUAUUCGUUACUGUGCCAUGUGGGACAUUGAAGAGUUUAUUCAGGGAUCUUUAUUAUGUGAUUAUUAUUGUUGCUCGAAGUAAGACAUGGGUAACAAGUGGAUCGUGUGUGGUCAGUUCUGGAAGUGGAUUUAUAGAUUUUUAAAUUGUUAUUGUGAAAUAAAAUGUGAAAAUUGUGCAAUAAUUUUCUCUUUUUUUUAAGAGUAUGAAAAAUUUUGUUGUCUGUUGAAACAUCUUGUAACAAAUAUGAUUAUUCAUUUCGAUAAUUUUGCGAGUUAAAUCCACACAAGAUCAGCCCCACAAGUUUUAAUGAACCAUUAAUUAAUCAAUCAACCAAUUAUAUAAAAUUGCUAAUUAACUAGGUUGCGAAGGGGUAGAGGAUGGGGAAUGAGUGCAGAUAUUUUGAUCAAACUAUUUCGUGUAUACUUCUGGGGUAGAUGGAUUUAUAACAUUGUAAAUAUUAUUGAGCUAAUUAUUUCAUAAUUUCCAACAAAUUCAGGUAUUUUAAAAUUUCCGUCGGAACUUACUCAUCUCAACUUGCUAGAAAAAAAUCAUCUAACUCAAACGAAAUUUUAAAACACCUAACUCAUUAACACUGAUUGAAUAGUGUUCAAUUGAUUGGAUCAAAAAAUAGUAAAUCUCUGAUAUACUGAGAGGCUAAAAUCAUGGCAGCAAGAUAGAAGAAAUAGUGUGAAGAGGUCAACAAGCACUGUGUGGGAAUUACUCUUGCAAUUUUUAACAACGAUUAGUUUACAUGCAUUGUUCUCACGUUUGAAAUUCAAAGGCUUCUGCUCUAUCAUCUUGAUAGAUAAGUGCCAUAUGGAAUUUAUUCCUAAAUAUUCAACUUUCCACGCUUGGAAUAUCUGGAUAGAUUUGGUCUUACGCCAGAGAGAUGGAAAUUUUGAAGCAAAAUGAAAUAACAGGAUUGUUGAGUUCCAUGUGUCCCCUGGGAAUUAUAAAUGCCGGAAUUGAUAACAUAUAGGCAGUAUUAAUCAGUGUCCAUGGAGUAAAACUUUCAAAUUGCACAUUGAGAUGAAUGAAUUCUAAUGGGAAUUUUGCAAUACCGGAGUCUAUUCGGAAAUUAUGAAAUACUUUCGUAUUUUUAAAAUCGAAAUAAUUUUUCUUUCAUUACAAACCGUCGAUUUGUAGAUCGAAUAUAUUUCAAAAUAAUAGAUUUGAAAAAAUUUAUCAAGGAACUUUUCUUGUAGGAAAUAUGAUGUCAUACACAAAAGUCUUCCGAUACUUUUCAUACAAUUCACUAGCUAUCGAAAUAUUUACGAAAUAUACUUACGAAAUUUCUGCAGUUAUGUCUCUGCUGAAAUAAUUGAUCAGAGAGAUGUAUAAAGGCUGUUGAGCUACGGCGAAUUCUUCAGGACUAAUUUUCAAAAAAUUUCGUAGUAAUUUUUCUUUCAUCAUUUUCUUUUUCCUUUCACUGUUUGCUCUAAUUGGAGGUGAUGUAAAUAUUUGUAAAAAAUUCCCAGGAUUUUAGUCUCCCCAGUUUAUUCAGAAGAAAAAAAAUAGGGGGGAACUCUCUAUUGAACUGUGAUACAUCCGCACUUCGACUUUGAGGAAAUGAGGAAAUACUGCAGCACAUGAAUCCCCGAGUGAGUCUUGCUUAUUAUAGCCGUGCUUCAAAUUUCAAUCAGUAGCGAAGUGGUAAAACGUAUAAUAAAAUAUUUCAUAUCAAGUAGCUUUAGGGAAAAAUGAGAAAAACAUCUUAAACGACUUUUGUGUUUAAGGCUGUUUAUUCGAAAGCGCAAUCACUCAAAAAAACAUUUUCUAACAGAUAGACAGAUUUAUCUCCUGCAUUUUCUCUUUUAGUUUCAAUCGACCAAUCCUAAUUGAUUAUUUAGGAAUAAAAUACAAUAGGCACCAAAUGCAAGCGCGAGGUUAUAUGGGGCUUCAAGUUCCAAAUAUAUGCAUUAUUUUCCUGAUUACCCCAGGUUUUUUCUCGGCCAUUGAAUUCAGUAUAAUUUUCCAUACUGCUCUCUUUUGCUACUUUUAUUUUAAGUCUUGCAGUGGGUCAAUUAUGAAUUUGAACGAGAAAAAAUUCGUUUAUUACAUUUUGUCAAAGCUACUACGUAUUUUUUCUCAUCAUCAGAACUGUUGGUUUUAUAUUUUCCCCCAUCAGUCAAGAAAAAAUUACAGAACUUUCCUCCAAUAUGAAAAAAGUCGCGGUUCCCAAGAUGUAUAAACAUCCUUAAAAUCACAUGUUUCUGUAAUAAAUGUAUCGUUAACAACAACCUGAAUGAAAGAUGAAAAAAUGAAAUUCUUGAAAAUUAUGAAAUCAGUGAGGAUUGUGACGUUUUUGAGAGCAAUAAUGAUGGGUUGGUUCAAGGAAGUUGCUUAAUUUUAGAUUCUGUAGAAUCCGACUCGGAAUCAGAACUACUCGAGACAAUACGGUGACGUUUAGAAUGUUCCUUCAUAUCGUUCUUUGUGAAGUCGGUCCCUGAAACAAUUUUCGACGUAGUCUUAUUUUCGACAAAUGAGUGACUGAUCACUGCAAGCUUCUGAUUCCGACUCAGAAGAAUCGUAAUCAGCAACCAGCUCAACAAACUGUAUUCCUUUGUGCAUGGUCGUUUCCGUUCUAGUGGCAUUUUUUUGACAAUCGACUGACUGAACUAUGGGAUUUUCUCAUUCGGAAUCGGAAGAACUGUAAUCAGCCAGCUUAAGGAUGUAUUACAGCCUUUUCGUAAAAAUUCACGAUUUUUGAAUUUUUCUGGCACAUUGUUGAUGGGAUUGACGUGAAAAAAUAUACCGUUUUUGCAUUUUAUCAUUGCUCGUGACUCAUGACUCACGAAAUUUCAUGAUCGUGGAAUCAUUUUCCUGCGUUUUUUCUAAAACUUUUCGGAAAUUUACAAAACUUUAGAACAAAUGCAGGAAAAUGAUUGCACUACUAUGAAACUUCGUCACUCCGUCAAUAGUGAUAAAACGCAAAAACGCUAUAUUAUUUCGCGUCAGUCCGAUCAAUAAUUUACCAGAAAAAUGAACAAAAAUGUGAAUUUUGGUCGAAAGGGUGUGUACAUCCUUAACAAAUUGUUUUCUCUUGUGCAUGGUCGCAUCAGUCGCAGAAACUUCUGCAAAAUCAGGGGCCUGGGUAAUUUGUGUUUCCCCUGAAACCAUCGAACUAAGCGUCAAUCGGCUGUGGGACAUUUUGCUCAGGCCUUGCUUCGUCCCCUGCUUCAGUCAUUGACGAAGUAUUAGUUCCUCUUGUGCACAUGAUGCAUAAAUUGGUAAUGUUCAACUUGGGAUGAAAGGUUACUUCUGGCACUAGGUGAUGAAUUAUUUCUUCAGAAAUAUAUUUACAUUCGUUUAUCUUCCCCACAUUUAAUUUUCCAUGUGAACAUAGCAGAUGUGCAGUAUCUACAAAGCCACAUGGUGGAGAGACUGAAGACAUUAAUUUUUUGAGAAAUGAGGAUGGAAUCCGCAAACCUUUCUCCCGAUUGCCGAUGUUUUUGGACCCGUCCACUUUACACUGCUACAUGAAAGAAAGUACUUCAUUUUUCCACUGGUCUUUGUUGGUAAUCCUUCUCAAAUGAGUCAUGUUCAUGCCGUUGAUACAUUGGGGGCUGAAAACAGGACCAUUUUGAUCUGCACACAUGUACGGGGAUUAACCCGUACGCCGUAGCAAGUGUUGUUCACUUGAGUCCUCUUCUGAUUCACUCAUUUCCCGGAUUCUUUGCCACAAAUCGAUAAAUAAAUGAAUGUAUGAGAAAUAUAUUACAAAUAGAAAAGUUUGAAAUUUUUGCACUUUUCAUACGUUUGUCAAAAAACCUCAAUGUGAAUCUUGCAGAUAAAAGAAUUCACACAAGGCGUUCUACACACCGCGGGCACAACACAGACACAUUCCGCCGGCUAGUGCAAAACUCUCAAUGAGGAUUGGUUUUACGAGACAAAGUGAAGAGACUGUGUUCGCAGAGCCAAAGGGGCGUAAAAACACAUUUUUUGCGCUUCUUUGGUUCUACGGCGACGACAUCUUUUAUAAGCAAUUUUUUUGAUUACGAAGAAAAUCUUCGGACAAUUUCCCAUAAAUCCACCAAUUAGCAAGGUGAUUCAGCAACCAAUGAUACUAUUUUGUUACGUUUUACCCCUUCAAUUGUCAAUCAAUUUGCUCCUCAACUUUCUACACCUCUUGACUUUCUACUGAUUAAUUUUUAUCGUAUGAACAUUCGUUACGGUUGUAGAAUUGAAUUUCUCAGGGUCUUAAAAUAAAUGAUAAAUAACGAAUAAAGAGCGAUAAUUUGAGUUGAUAGAAGUUUGAGGGAAAAUGGAUGUGAAUUUAUUGAUGAGGAGUUGGAAAACUUAUUGUUAAAAUUGUGUAAUGGGAAUAUAGAUUAUACCCCAGUGGAGCAUUACUAUAUUAUUAAGGGUGUCAGGUAUAUAGAGAUUGCAACAAAACCUAAAGAUUGUAAUUAUGAAAUGAUAAAUGAAGUCAAAUAAUGUUAAAAUCUAUUUUAAGCAGAUGAGGAAAAAUCACUCGAAGCGGAGUUUAUUUCAAUACAAUAAAAUAUUUAUUUCUAUUUGAA
This is a messenger RNA of Diachasma alloeum, 8050 nucleotides long. It is a transcript of the gene Err, whose product is annotated as steroid hormone receptor ERR1. The transcript is spliced from 9 exons. NCBI's taxonomy places the organism in Eukaryota, Metazoa, Arthropoda, Insecta, Hymenoptera, Braconidae. Gene Ontology annotation, cellular component: nucleus. The coding region runs from base 447 to 1790 and encodes 447 amino acids. Gene Ontology annotation, molecular function: steroid binding; nuclear steroid receptor activity; sequence-specific DNA binding. The record is from RefSeq and is a predicted model, not a curated record. Gene Ontology annotation, biological process: regulation of DNA-templated transcription.